AAUUAAAACUACCAAUUUAAAUUCAAUUGGACCACAACGGCAACGCUGCUCUUAAUUACUACAAUUCCCAAAAUAUAGUGACAAACUCAAACACUAUCUAAACAUUUUUUAAAAAACACUGUCAUCAGUAUUACGUUGAAUUCCCUUAAUACCAGAUUAAAAAUCGCAUGAAGUAAAUUAUUUCAAAACAAAGUAUUAAUAUGAGUAUCUACAAUGAAGAUGAAUUGGUGGCUCCCAACUGGAUUAAUAACGAUUUCUUGGAAACUGUUUUACAACAAUAUGAAAAUAAUAAACUUAUAAAGCUUUUGGAGUACAGUUUAAGCCCGGCCUGUGUAAAGGGUGAUCAUUAUGCCAGUGUUAUGUUUAGAUGUAAAGUUAACUAUAUUGUGGGUGAAGCUAAUGAUGCCCAGCAAAAGUCAUUUAUAAUAAAAACUUUGCCCCUGGAAGAUGGUAUGAAACGUGAAAUGUUAAUGACAGCUAAAUUGUUCGAAACUGAAAUUGAUAUGUAUAGUAAUACGUUGCCGAAAAUAGAGAAAAUUUUAGCUGAAUGUGGAGAAGCAACAAAAUUAUCAGCUGACAUAAUUUAUCAUUCCUUGGAUCCACACAAAGUAAUCAUCUUGGAAGAUCUUUGCGAAUCCGGCUAUGAUACCGUACGCUGUCGUUAUCUCACUGAAGAAGAAGUUAAAGCCGUUUAUCGUAAACUUGCCAAAUUGCAUGCAGUCAGCCACAUGCUAGGUCACAGUGAGCAGCAUGAAUGUGUAACCAAAUACCAAGAUGGUCUGUUUAGUUCAUCAGCAAUUAUGUCAGAUGAUAUCAUAGCCAAUGGUUUAAGUCAAUUUAUUAAUGCUAUAAGAACAAACGAAGAAUUUAACAUAUAUUUGGACAAGGUGCAGACAAUGCAACCAGAACUGAUCUACAAAUGCAAGGAACUCUAUAGAGCCUAUCAAAUUCAUAAAGGCCAAGGAGAUAUUUUCGUUUUAAAUCAUGGUGAUUUUCAUAUGAAAAAUUUAAUGUUUAAAUUCAAUGUCGACAAACAAAUAGAAGAUUUAAUGAUGGUGGAUUAUCAAAUUAGCUGUUAUGCUCCCUCAAAUAUUGAUUUGACUUAUUCCCAGUACAUGCUCUUGAGUCCGGAAUUGCGUUUAAGGCGUAAUGAAUUUAUGCAGUAUUAUUUUGAGGAAUUUCUGAGAGUUUUAAAGAAAAUUAACUUUGAAGGGACAUUGCCACGCUAUGCCGAUUUUCAGAUAGCUGGUUUGAAAUAUAGACAUUUUUCCAUUUUCCUGUUUGCUACCUUUUUGCCCAUGGUAAUUGGUUUUAUGCUUUCAUCAGCCUCGGAUUUAAAGGACCAUGAUGCGGCCAAGUUAAUGGAAAAUCCAGAACUUAUGAUGUCUAUGGUUUAUCAAAAUCCAGAUUUAAUUGAAGAAAUACGCAAAUUUAUGCCGGUACUUUUAAGGGAUGGUUAUUUGGACUGAACACAAGUUUUUAUAAAAUUCUGAGUGAGGUAGAAUUUGUCUGUAAUAACACUGUGCUACAAAAUAAAACAAAAUAAAAUAUACUCGAAAAUUAGUGCAGUUUGAGUUCCAUGUUAAAUCACUUUGCAUUAGGAAUUUUAAAAAUAUCGCA
Messenger RNA from Calliphora vicina (urban bluebottle blowfly), 1620 nucleotides. RefSeq lists its product as uncharacterized. The record is from RefSeq and is a predicted model, not a curated record. The transcript is spliced from 4 exons. Lineage: Eukaryota; Metazoa; Arthropoda; Insecta; Diptera; Calliphoridae. The coding region runs from base 201 to 1469 and encodes 422 amino acids.